Molecule: messenger RNA, 375 nt
Organism: Enterobius vermicularis (human pinworm)
Lineage: Eukaryota; Metazoa; Nematoda; Chromadorea; Rhabditida; Oxyuridae
Source: the annotation of a GenBank genome assembly
AUGGCCACUUUCUUUGCUUUUUUGCUGUUCUCCGGUAUUGUUGCAUCCCAGACAGACUGCAACGGUUAUAAAGCCGCUCUGAAGACAUAUGACGCGAACAAAGGAAUCGAUAUGAUUAACAAAGAUUAUAGACUAGUCUUCACAGACGUUUUCAAUUCAUUUACGGAACAGUUUGAAUGUACAGCUUCGGAAGAGCGAGCUUCUAAUGAUGCUGUACUAAAUGCUGAGUGGAAUUUCGGUUUGAACAAUGUUGCAACUCUUCGUAUAGUUCAAGAAGACUUGAAAACUAGGUUACAACAUAUUCAUAACGCAAUCAAAGUUGCUCUUCCAGCUUGGAGUGGCAAACUUGGCAAUUUCUUCAGAUGGAAAAUUUGA